Molecule: messenger RNA, 660 nt
Organism: Cylicocyclus nassatus
Lineage: Eukaryota; Metazoa; Nematoda; Chromadorea; Rhabditida; Strongylidae
Source: the annotation of a GenBank genome assembly
UGCUUAUACACUUCACGCAAAAAUCCCCAUUUUUUGAAAUGGCAAGAUUAUGAUCGAUGAAGUUGCUGCUUCUUGCGCUGCUUGCUUUGGCAGAAGCUGAGCCAAACAUCAGUAAACAAAUUUCCAAGAGUCCUCAGCUCUAUCACAACAUCUCUAAGGCAGUACAAACUGGGUACUGCGAAAGUGGAUGGACUUACUACAACGAGACAGAUGCAUGCUAUAAGGAAUUUUUCUCGGAACCCUGGAGCAGUGCCGAGAGCUUAUGUGUUACUGUUGAAACGCAUUUGACAUCAAUACACAGCUACAAAGAAAAUUCAUUUAUAGCUGAGUUGACAAGGACUAACAUGAAACUUCCUGAUGAUACAUAUGCAACUUGGAUAGGUCUAGUACGAGCUGACUAUCUGAACAGUAACUGGGCAGCUAAAUGGAUGUGGACUGACGGCUCGAUGGUUGACUUUCAAACGUGGGGUCCGAAGCAACCAAAUGGAGGAGCGGAUCAACGCUGCGUUUUGAUAUUCUCCGAUCCUUAUACUAAUGAUCCUCCUGGUUUAUGGUAUCGAAAAUGGAACGAUUGGCACUGCGAUUCUAAUUUGAGAUCGUUUGUAUGUAAGAAAACGGCUUUGCACUGGAAGUGAGAUAAAAGUACAUUUGCUGUUUGUG